Molecule: messenger RNA, 2208 nt
Organism: Pieris macdunnoughi
Lineage: Eukaryota; Metazoa; Arthropoda; Insecta; Lepidoptera; Pieridae
Source: the annotation of a GenBank genome assembly
AUGGAACAAGUUUCUCAGCUGAUGGCCAAUCCUUACCUCAUCGAAUAUCGAAACCGACGAAGCGGCAAUGAGUCCGAGUCGAGCGAGUACAGCGAUGACUCGGUGGCAUUUGAGUAUGAAGAUCUGCAGACGACCAAAAGUACCGGAACCCGGAAGAACUGUAAUAGAGGCAGGUGGAGUAAGGAAGAGGACGCGAAACUCAAGACAUACGUUCGUAUGUACAAAGAGAACUGGGAGAUGAUAGCUGCCCAGUUCCCCGAUCGGUCGGACGUGCAGUGCCAGCAGAGAUGGACCAAAGUUGUCGACCCCAAACUAGUCAAAGGCCCUUGGACCAAGGAGGAAGACGAGAAAGUAGUAGAAUUAGUAGGAAAGUACGGCCCGAAGAAAUGGACGCUUAUCGCGCGGCAUCUCAAGGGAAGGAUAGGAAAACAAUGCAGGGAAAGAUGGCACAAUCACCUCAACCCGUCGAUAAAGAAGACGGCAUGGACGGAACAUGAGGACAGGAUAAUAUACCAGGCACACAAACAGCUCGGGAACCAGUGGGCUAAGAUCGCCAAACUAUUGCCCGGCAGGACCGAUAAUGCAAUCAAAAACCACUGGAACUCAACGAUGCGACGGAAGUACGAGCCGGACGGCGGAGAUGCGUUUGAAGCCCGGCGGAAAAGCAAAAUCAAGAAAUAUGAUCACACCACUGAGCCAAAGGUUGCUGUAGUUUAUGAUAAUACCUGGUCAGACCCAUUCAACGACUCGAUACAAAGUACCACGUCUUCGAAUGGCCAGCCAUCGAAGCACGUCCUGCACUUCCGUCAGCUGCUAAAGCAGCAACUCAACUCGUUGCAGAAUUCGUCAAACACGUCAAUGUCAAAUGUGUCACUGUCAAACUCGUCAAAUGUCACUUUGAGGGAAUCGCCGGAACGAGGGAGCUUGGUUCCUGCGGACACUAUGGAGAUUCUUGGGUCGGAUUAUAAGUUCGUUAACAUAAACUCUCUUCCGAAUGAAUCACCAAUAAAAACAUACCUUUCGCAACCGUCAUCGAGUAAUGAACAAAAUGCGUUUCUAUGUCAAGAGAAUAAGGAUAUUCCAAUAUAUAUGUCUCCGAAGAAGAAAGUUCUGGAGUCCAGUCCACCUCCCAUACUGCGACGGGGGAAGGCUUCUAGAAAUAACUCUGCAUGGUCAGAGGGCGCCACUCCAAUCAAGGCGCUUCCGUUCAGUCCCUCCCAAUUCCUCAAUUCGCCUGCUACGCUCUCCUUCCCGAACUUCGAUUCUUCGUUACGGCAUUCAGCUACUAAGGAUUGGACUCAAAGUCCAUUACUUCAUACACCGACGCCUGCGCAUCUCACGCCCGGUGGCUCCAAGACCACGCCCAAAACUCCAACCCCUUUCAAAAUAGCAAUGGCGGAGAUUGGAAAGAAAUCGGGCUUAAAAUACUCCCCUUCCAGCCCCGGGGUCCUCGUAGCAGACAUCACGGAAAUGAUUGAACGGGAAGAGAGCGCUAAUAACGAGUCCACCCUCGCCAUGGAACAUGAUGGACAGGUGAACGACAGCGGUAUAGGGACGGCCUCCUUGGGGAAAGAGAACGUGCCGUCGCACAAGAGAGCGAGAAAGGCGUUGGCCCAGGCGUGGGGCGUGGCCACAUCCACGCCCCAUUCACAUGUGCCUGACGUCAGCUUCGUCGUGGAGACACCGAGCAAAACCCUCGCCGGCGACGAGAGUUCCGAACUAUUCUCAACCCCAAACAUGCACCGGAACUACUUGGAUGAAUCGACCAGCCUCCACAGCCUGGUCAGCGCGGAAAACACUCCGGACACAAAAUUCCAAGCGAAUUCCAACUUAUUGGAAUCAAAGGUACAACACAGGUCCUACGUCCCCACUAAUCCUAACCCACACCCGUACUACCAUAACCAUUUCAAGGACAUCACUAACUUAGAAUCCCCUCGAACCUUCGCUAGACUCAACGCCGAUAGGAUAAAAACCAUCACGGGUGGUAACGAACUCAACGAUCUGAUAGCCCCCAAGGAAGUCCUCACCAACGCCCUGGUGGACCACAUUUACAAGGUCACCAACCAAAAACCCUCCACGUCCAGAAUAGACGAGAUAUUAACGAAUAAAAUUAAAAAUGAGAAAGAGAAUCAGUGGUGGAUAGACGAUAAGGAGAAGCAGAACGAAGAGUUGUAUAACGAUUAUUAUUUAUUUACUAAUAAUAUGUAA